AGCAGAGACCGUGGCGAUGACGCUUAAGGCCACAAAAUCACGGGACAGCGGGAGGAAAAGAAACCAGGUAUCUCCACUCAAGAUGCUGUGCCGCAGACUCCUAAGCUUCCCUUGUGAGGAUGGUCACGCAGGUGCAGACUUGGAGAUGGGAUGCUGAAGCACCGGAGAGGCGGAAAUCCUGCGGCAGGGCGAGCCGACUGAAGAAACAAGCGGGAAGAUGAGGCGGGACAGACUUCCUUCUUCGCCCACGCCGGCUCUCUGUCAUAGUACCCGCGGUUCGGCCACCCAGACAGCUUUCUAAGCUACCUCCAGGUUCUCUGGCGGCUUCGGGGGGUCGGCCGGCCGCUCCCGACGGCUGCGAGGAAAGGCGUCGCACGCUGAGCCCACCUCUCGUCCCCUCGGGAGAGCGACUCGGCGGCCUCCAGAGCCGGCCCAGGGCGCCGACAACCGACGAGGAGCCCGGCUCGGCAGGGGAUUGCUUCUGUCUGGGCCGCGGCGGAGGCUGCGUUCGUGUCUCGCGCGCACCCGCUCCGCGUUCUUCCGGCCAAUCCGGAGCUACCCGCGCGCCCAGGGGCGUUCUCCGCUCCUCCCCGGGCUGGGCGGGCUCCUUCGCGCUGCCAGAACUCCGCAAACGAGCUAGCACUCCUCCCCUCACUCUCCACGAGUUCCACGCCUCGCGCUGUGGCUCCGCCCUUUCUCGAGUCCGCCCCCGCAACCUCCAGAGCGUGUGGUCUCCUUUCCCCUCGGUCUCCAGCCAUCUAGCUGCCCUGGGUCUCGCGCUCCGCAGAGCGGCCAGCGCCUCUCCGGCCUCGCUCGGACGCCUCCGCGCGCCUCCUGGGGAGGCCACCGCGUCCACUACUCGCAGCUCUCCGCCUCCGACCCGGGCUCGGGGUCGCGCGCCCUGACUCCGCCCCCUCCCGCGGACUCGCGCACUCCGGGCUCGGCCUCUCCCGGCUCAGGCCGCCGCGCGCUCGGCCGCCCCCCACCCCUCCUUUCCCGCUCCCCGGGCGCUCUCGCUCUCGCGCUCUCCGAGGCGAGCGCGCUCCCGGCCCGCGCGCUCCGUGCUCCAGCUUCUCCCGGUUCCUGUCAGUGCGGUGACUGCGCUGGGAAACAUGGCGACCGAGGGAAUGAUCCUCACUAACCACGACCAUCAAAUCCGCGUCGGAGUCCUCACAGUGAGUGAUAGUUGCUUCAGGAAUCUUGCAGAAGAUCGCAGUGGGAUAAAUCUCAAGGAUCUCGUACAAGAUCCGUCUUUGUUGGGUGGGACUAUAUCAGCAUACAAGAUAGUACCAGAUGAAAUAGAAGAAAUCAAGGAAACCUUGAUAGAUUGGUGUGAUGAAAAGGAACUUAAUUUGAUCUUAACAACUGGAGGAACAGGGUUUGCACCACGAGAUGUCACUCCCGAGGCCACAAAAGAAGUAAUAGAACGAGAAGCGCCAGGGAUGGCCCUGGCAAUGCUGAUGGGAUCACUUAAUGUUACACCUCUGGGCAUGCUCUCUAGGCCUGUAUGUGGAAUCAGAGGGAAAACUCUCAUAAUUAACCUGCCAGGUAGCAAGAAAGGAUCUCAGGAAUGCUUUCAGUUCAUACUGCCAGCUCUACCUCAUGCCAUUGACCUUUUACGUGAUGCCAUUGUAAAAGUAAAGGAAGUGCAUGAUGAACUUGAAGAUUUACCUUCCCCACCACCUCCUCUUUCCCCUCCUCCCACAACUAGCCCUCAUAAACAGACAGAAGACAAAGGGGUUCAAUGUGAGGAAGAGGAAGAAGAAAAGAAAGACAGUGGUGUUGCUUCAACAGAAGAUAGUUCUUCAUCACAUAUAACUGCAGCAGCCAUUGCUGCCAAGAAGCAUCCAUUCUACACCAGUCCUGCUGUUUUCAUGGCACACGGUGAGCAGCCCAUCCCUGGUCUCAUCAAUUAUUCCCAUCAUGCAGCAGGCAGUACAGAUGAACGGAUUCCAGACUCCAUCAUUUCUCGUGGCGUUCAGGUGCUCCCACGAGACACAGCCUCCCUCAGCACUACUCCUUCAGAAUCACCUCGUGCUCAGGCUACGUCUCGCCUUUCUACAGCUUCCUGCCCAACACCAAAAGUCCAGUCCAGGUGCAGCAGCAAGGAGAACAUUCUCAGAGCCAGUCACAGUGCUGUCGAUAUCACCAAGGUGGCUAGAAGACAUCGCAUGUCUCCUUUUCCUCUAACAUCUAUGGACAAAGCCUUCAUCACAGUCCUGGAGAUGACUCCGGUGCUUGGGACAGAAAUCAUCAACUACCGAGAUGGAAUGGGGCGAGUCCUUGCUCAAGAUGUAUACGCAAAAGACAACCUACCCCCAUUCCCGGCGUCAGUGAAAGAUGGCUAUGCUGUCCGAGCUGCUGAUGGCCCAGGAGAUCGUUUCAUCAUUGGGGAAUCCCAAGCUGGUGAACAGCCAACUCAGACAGUAAUGCCGGGACAAGUCAUGCGAGUUACAACAGGUGCUCCAAUCCCCUGCGGUGCUGAUGCAGUAGUACAAGUGGAAGAUACCGAACUUAUCAGGGAAUCCGAUGAUGGCACUGAAGAACUUGAAGUACGAAUUCUGGUGCAAGCUCGGCCUGGCCAAGAUAUCAGACCUAUCGGCCAUGAUAUUAAAAGAGGAGAAUGUGUUUUGGCCAAAGGAACCCACAUGGGCCCAUCAGAGAUUGGUCUUCUGGCAACUGUAGGUGUCACAGAGGUUGAAGUUAAUAAGUUUCCAGUGGUUGCAGUCAUGUCAACAGGGAAUGAGCUGCUAAAUCCCGAAGAUGACCUCUUACCAGGAAAGAUUCGAGACAGCAAUCGUUCAACCCUCUUAGCAACAAUUCAGGAACAUGGUUACCCCACAAUCAACUUGGGAAUUGUGGGAGACAACCCAGAUGACUUACUCAAUGCCUUGAAUGAGGGUAUCAGUCGUGCUGAUGUCAUCAUCACAUCAGGGGGUGUGUCCAUGGGGGAAAAGGACUAUCUCAAGCAGGUGCUGGACAUUGACCUUCAUGCUCAGAUCCAUUUUGGCAGGGUUUUUAUGAAACCAGGCCUGCCAACGACAUUUGCAACUUUGGAUAUUGAUGGUGUAAGAAAAAUAAUCUUUGCACUACCAGGGAAUCCUGUGUCAGCUGUGGUCACCUGCAAUCUCUUUGUUGUGCCUGCACUGAGGAAGAUGCAGGGCAUCUUGGAUCCUCGGCCAACCAUCAUCAAAGCCAGGUUAUCAUGUGAUGUAAAACUGGAUCCUCGUCCAGAAUACCAUCGGUGUAUACUGACUUGGCAUCACCAAGAACCACUGCCUUGGGCACAGAGUACAGGUAAUCAGAUGAGCAGCCGUCUGAUGAGCAUGCGCAGCGCCAACGGAUUGUUGAUGCUACCUCCAAAGACAGAGCAGUACGUGGAGCUCCACAAGGGCGAGGUGGUGGAUGUCAUGGUCAUUGGACGGCUAUGAUGGUCACCAGCAGGAGAAGGCUUUGAUGCAUGUCCACAUAUCAUUGACUGUAUCCUGUAAUAUGCAAUGGCACAGCUAGUUUUUCUGAUUUGGAUAAAAGUUGAUCUGUAUAGUCAACACCUUGAACUAUAUUUCAAAAGAAUUUAAAUACCUUUUAAAGAAAAAAACACCUUAAAAAACAAUCUUAACAGACAACUCUAUUCUGAUUAUAUCAAGGCAAAUUUUUCCUUUCUUGCAAAUUGCUUUGUGUGUUCAAUGCUAGGUCUGAUAGCGAUAGCUUUUAGUAGACAGCAGUAGGUGCCUGCAGAACUUGUGUUUUUCUCAUCUUUAAAAUACAACUACUUAUGCUCUUAAAUCAAGGCUGUCUGCUUAUUUAUACUAGUGUAGGCAACACUUGGAUUUCCCUUCUUAGUAUGCUUCAUAACCGCUUUACAGAGAGCUUUUGCUUGUUCUUUAUCAUGUAUCUCGUGUUUAUGUGCACAGUGCCAAAAGAAGAGUGGCUGGGUGGAGGCCCUGCCCUGCCUCAAGGAGAACCAUCCCCUGCAGAGCGUACAGGGCGGUUUCUCACCCAGCAGCCUCAUGGCACAGUACUCUUGGGCAGUAACUGGAUACCUUUUAUUUGAACAAACAAACUGGAGGAAAAAAAUGCUUCCUUAAGUGCUGACAGCCUUUUUAACCAAUACAUUUAAAAUUGUACAGAACAAAAAAUAAAAUCAAAGACUGAUCUUGUACAGAUAUUAGUGUUACCAGCAUUCAUGUGGAAAUCAAGAGCAAAGAAAAAAUAAUGUUAAACAACUCUGUACCAUAACAUUUUCUGUAAUGAUACUGAAACUUAAUGAAUAAAAACAAUCCUUGAUCAUUAUUUAAAAAU
Ceratotherium simum simum (southern white rhinoceros) is the source of this 4302-nucleotide messenger RNA. RefSeq names its product gephyrin (gene GPHN). The record is from RefSeq and is a predicted model, not a curated record. Gene Ontology annotation, molecular function: molybdopterin molybdotransferase activity. Gene Ontology annotation, biological process: postsynaptic neurotransmitter receptor diffusion trapping; establishment of synaptic specificity at neuromuscular junction; gamma-aminobutyric acid receptor clustering. Lineage: Eukaryota; Metazoa; Chordata; Mammalia; Perissodactyla; Rhinocerotidae. Gene Ontology annotation, cellular component: postsynaptic specialization; cytosol; cytoplasm.